CUCGAUGCAACUGCGAUCUGGGGCAAUACCUGAAUAAUGUACAAUGCUCUUUGUGAGAAUAUGCAAUUGAGCAGCUGUGAAUGGCGAUAUAGUCGUCGGUGCUGAGGAUGAUCACAGUAUGGCUCGAGAUAUCUCCGUUUAAGGGAAUAUCGCUACGACUGAACCCAAGAGAUAAGAAGGUGCCCGUAGCUUAGCUCAGCUCUGGAUGAGGGUCAAAUGCCGAUUAAUCGUCGGCGAGAUACAUCGAGAGCUGAGUGAACUUCAACUCGACGUCGAUUUGGGCGAAUACCCCGCGAGUACCCCGCGUUCUUGUAGUGCGGAGAUGGCAGGUCCCCAUGUGAUGUGCCGCGAUGUUUAUAUAUCCUGACUCUGUUCUUUGUUGUGCCUGACUCUUGUGCAUCCCCAUCGCAAAGAACCUCUACCUACAUCUCGCAAAAUGAACAAAGACGGAUUCGUUAAGGAGGACGAGAACUUCUCGUCCAUCGACAAGACUUACGAGUACUUGCACAUGACCAAGAGCAAGUACCACAACCCCGACCUCAAGUAUGUGGAGCAGGAAGUUCUCGAGCAGCUCUACGUUGGCUGGCUCCGCUACUGGAACAAGGAGUCGAUGCACGACGUCGUGAACGGCAUGGACGGCGCUCGCAGAUUCUACGACUUUGACGACAUGCUCUCCUUCGACAUGUUUGGCAACACCGAGCGCGGCAGCUUCAAGAGACACUUUGACUCCAUCUUCCCGUACUGGAACGACGGCCAGAUGCAGUACAAAGAUCUCGAGAUCACUGCUCUUUCUCCCGAGUACGCGUACUCGACCAUGAUCCAGCACACCUGGGGAACCGCAGGUGGCACCCCGUUCUCGACUGCCUUCCGACGAACCGGUCUGGCGCACAAGGGCAAGGACGGCAAAUGGACCUGGAUCCACGAGCACUUGAGCUUCCCUUGCGACAUGCAGACCCAGAAGGCGGACUUUACUGCCUCGAUCAAGCCCGAGGAGGCCUUCAAGUUGCAGUAGAUAUUUCUAUCUAUUGUGUUGCACUCUGAGUAGUCGUAGUGUUUUCUAACUGCCAAAGCAACAAAAUUGAUUGUCACCUACUUUACUUUACUCUAUCACGUAGAUUAUAGUGUGUAAGAGAGUUGUUAAUAAUUGAGGCAGCAGUCUUUCUACUCCUUUUUUGUCUGUCGCGGUGCAC
This is a messenger RNA of Myxozyma melibiosi, 1190 nucleotides long. RefSeq lists its product as uncharacterized. The record is from RefSeq and is a predicted model, not a curated record. The transcript is spliced from 3 exons. NCBI's taxonomy places the organism in Eukaryota, Fungi, Ascomycota, Lipomycetes, Lipomycetales, Lipomycetaceae. The coding region runs from base 437 to 1012 and encodes 191 amino acids.